Molecule: messenger RNA, 2608 nt
Organism: Erigeron canadensis
Lineage: Eukaryota; Viridiplantae; Streptophyta; Magnoliopsida; Asterales; Asteraceae
Product: ankyrin repeat protein SKIP35-like
Exons: 5
Coding region: 628-2484 (618 amino acids)
Source: RefSeq, a predicted model, not a curated record
GAGAAAAAGAAAACUCAUUUUUGCAUAAAAAAAAAACCACCCACCCAAUCAUCUAAAAUCCAAUCAAAGCCAAAGGAUGACCUCUCUCUCACAUAUCAAAAAACACACACACUCUCCUUUCAAACCCUAAUUCAUCAAUCAUUCAAUCCUUCAUUCCCAUCUGAUAAAUGGAAAAAAGAUUGAUGUAUUAGGCGGGUUAUGAUUUGGCUUUUCUUGCUCUUACACAUUGCAGCGGCAUUUAUUGUUUAUGAAGAUUAGGGGUAUUCGUAUAUUCGUAUGAAUAUAAAGUUAUUUGAUGUGGGUUUUCUGCGUUGAGAUGCAUAAUAUUGUAUUUUGCAAGAUUUUAACGGCCUAGAUCAGACAAACCGUGAACAUUUUAGGAAUCUGGAAGGGUUUUAUUUUUUCUCUAGAUCAAACAAAUCAUUGUUGGGAAUCCAUUGGUUUUGUCGAGAUUAGAUUGAUGUGGUGGAGAAAUAUUUGAGGUAUUUAUGGUAUAGGAAAAACCGAAAAACUUGGAUAAGGUUUGAGGGAUUUGAUUGGGAUGAAUUCUGCUGCUGCUUCUUCUAGAGGUUUGAUUUGGUGAUUGUAAGUAUUUAUUUGGAAAGAAGUGGUGGUGGAUAAUCAAUAAUGGAUAAAAAGAAAGUUGUGGAAGCUAUGGGAGAUGAGGAUGCUGUGUUUCUGUUAGGGAGUCAUACGAACCAUGAAGAGGUGGGUCAGUCUGGUGAUGAAAUGGAAACCGAUGAGGUGAUAACAGAUGAUCCGGAUAUUGAUGUAAUAUGCAAGUCAGACGAAAGGGAUGAAAAUGUGGUGUUUUCAAGAGAGGACCCGCUUGUGAAUUGUACUGGUAUUCAUGGAAGUAAACUUAAAUCUAGCUUGCUAGCGACAGAGUCGGGAAUUACAAACGUGGAGGAAUGUGUGCAAGAGAAGAAGCUUAGUAGACAAGACAGGAUUGAGCUGGGGCGUUUGUUUCAGGGUGCGGUGAGUUCACAUGAUUGGGAACUUGCAGAGAGUUUGAUAUCAUUAGCUGACCCGCAAACGCUUAAUGAUGCUUUGUGCAUUUCAUUAGAUUCAAUUUGGUUUUUGAGCACCCAUCAGGAGCUUGAUGGGAUUACAGGGUUGAUUAAAAGUAUUAUCUCCAAUGGUGCUUCUGACUUUACAAGGGCGGCUCUUAGGACUUCAUUUUUAGCUUCUUGUGUCUCAGCAUGCCAAAGUCGAACAAUGAGCCUUGCAGACACUGUUUCUGUGAUGGCACGACGCUUGCAUGAGCGGCUGCAGGAAUGUAACGGGGAUGAAGUUUUGAAGGCUGAAGCUGGUGCCAAGGUCCAGAAAUUUACUGAAUGGGCUUUGAAAUGUAUAGGUUUUCACUCGCGUUGCCAAGGGAACAAAGAUAGGGUGAAUCAGAACUCUGCUGUUCAGGUUCAGUUACAGCUAUCGGCGUUCAAGACUUUCUUGGAUCUUGCUGGUAAUCACCUUACAGGAAAGGACUUCACAGAGGCAUUUGAUGCAGCUUGCUUCCCUCUUACUCUUUUCUCCAGUUCAUUUGACCCUGGUUGGGCAUCAGGUAUGUCAGCAACUGCAGUUCAAGGGUUGCUUGCCAUGUUAGUGGAAGGUGGUGCAGAUAAUGUAAACCAAUGCUUUAUUGAGGCCUCGCGUUUUGGAAGCACUGAGCUCGUUCGUAUAUUAUUGCAGAUUGCUCAAAGGAACAGCUUGGAUGUAGAUGUUGACCUGGCUUUGGGUUUUGCUUCACAUUAUGGAAAGAUCAGUACUAUGGAAUGCUUAGUUGAAGAGGGAAAUGCCAUGGCUUUUUUAGGCCCGUUGAUGAGAGCAGCAGAAAGGGGCUGCAUGCAGGUUGUUCAAUGGUUUGUAAAACGAGGCUGCAGAGACAUGGAACUGUGUCUAGCCCUAACAGCCGCUACCUCAAGCAGUCAAGUCGACAUUGCUGCUUAUCUUCUCCCGCACGUUCCACAACACGUCCUUGCGGCUCUCAGCAUUGAAAUUCUUAAAGCAGCCGGCGAAAGAAGCGGUGGGUCCCUUGAUGGUGUCGCCUUUCUCCUCCAGUCCAAUUUUCUUGGAGACCCAGUUGCCACUUAUGCAGUUGCCGACAGCAUUUCCAGGUCAGAUGAUGACUCGGUUGCCCCCGAGCUGCGUGAUUUUCUUCAAGAGCAGUGGUCAGAGGCGGCUUUCUUUGACGGGUUGAGGCAAGGUCAAGUCCAUUACUUCAACCUGGUUAGUAUCAUGAAAUGGGGUGGGUCACCAUUAUGCUUAAUGGAUCUGCCUGGCCCAUUAAGAGUUGCAAUAGCAUACCUGCCACUGUAUAGGAAGUGUGUGACGGCGGGUGGUUGUUUGUUGUCCCAACAGUUACGCGGGCAAUUGGUGGAAGCCGCUAAACGGUUAGGAGGAGUAGUGAUGGAGGAGGCAGGCCAGAGACAAGAGCUUCUGGCUGUUUUAGAGCAACAUCUUCCUCCAUUUUUGCAUCAUGCAUGAUACAAUGAAUAUGUUGUUUAAGAAGAAAUUUUUGGAUCUUUGUGGAUCCUCUUGAAUCUAUGCCAAAUGAUCAUGUAGAAGUGAUAUGACAAUAGAGAUGUGAAGCUCCAUGACAUUAUUACCA